AGCCCCAGGAGACGGAGGAGCCCGCACAGAGCACGGGUCUUUUCGAGGCAGCGAACCGGGAGUUCGAAAGCACCAAGUCAGGAAGUGAUGCUUCGGACAUUUCAGAAGAACUUUCUACACGAGAUGGAAAGUCCCCAGGAGAAACAGCACCUGGUCUGAAAACUGGACCAGAGGACUCUGCUGUCCCUGACAUUCAAGUGCAAAGGGAAGAAAGACCAACAAGCACUUGGUCGUCUUCCAGUGUGGUGGGAGAAGUAGUGACCACUCUGCAGCAGUUCAUGGAGAAGUUCGGCGUGGACCUGUUCACUGUUACGCAGGCCUUCCUGAAAAACACCGGUGAAGUGGAGACUACUUCAUACUUUCUGCAGACGGGGCAGCGCUUGGAUGGGUACCCUGUGUGGAGCAGAGAGGAUGAUUUGGAAUUGGAAAAAGAUGAUGAAUAUGUCAGAGAGAAAUUGAUAGCAAAAUUUGGAGCUGAAAACGUAGCAAAGCGGGUGGCGUUUAGGAAAAGUUAG
Molecule: messenger RNA, 515 nt
Organism: Eurypyga helias (sunbittern)
Lineage: Eukaryota; Metazoa; Chordata; Aves; Eurypygiformes; Eurypygidae
Gene: TERF2IP
Product: telomeric repeat binding factor 2, interacting protein
Exons: 2
Biological process (GO): regulation of DNA-templated transcription; telomere maintenance via telomere lengthening
Cellular component (GO): shelterin complex
Molecular function (GO): telomeric repeat DNA binding
Source: RefSeq, a predicted model, not a curated record